GAACGUGAAGAACUGAGAAAGGCAGAGCAACUGUACUUGGAGAACUGGGAAGAGCUGGAGAGGAGAGAGGGCAGUAGACUGGCAAAAUGAGUGACCCAAACUAUGAGAAGAAGUCCAGCAACUGGCCUGACCCUCAGGCUCCACCACCCUUCUCUGAAAAUCAGCCCUUUGAGUCAGAGGCUGAUCCGCUGGCACCUCCUGGUCAGCCUCCACCCGCCCCAGGCUAUGGGUCAGCUCCCUCUAUGCCAACUCUUUACCAAGCUUAUUAUGCCCCACCAGAUUCAGGAGUCUACCAAGGUUUGGAUCAAACCCCGCAGUCCAUCUUCAUCAUACCUCCUCAGCCUACCAAUGAACCUGAGCACCUGAACUACUCUAUCUUCACCAUGUUGUGCUGCUUCCCACCCCUGGGCAUCGCUGCCUUGAUUUUCUCUAUAAAGACUCGCGAUGCCAACUUUGCUGGAAACGGAACAGCCGCUCGGCAGCAUUCCCGGACAUCAUUGUUCUUGUCACACCUGGCAGUCGGGAUGGGCCUCGUGCUCAUAACUCUGUACAUCAUCUUAACUGUGAUUAUGUUUAAGGCAAGAAAUACUGAGCUGCAAAGCCCUUGAAGAUGCGUGACAUGGCGUUCGUAUCCUAAAAGAUCUCCCCGUCUCUCCAUCCUACCCCGACGCACAGAGAAAUUCUCCUCUGAUGUCAUGCCCUUUUG
Molecule: messenger RNA, 706 nt
Organism: Lacerta agilis (Sand lizard)
Lineage: Eukaryota; Metazoa; Chordata; Lepidosauria; Squamata; Lacertidae
Product: synapse differentiation-inducing gene protein 1-like
Exons: 2
Coding region: 87-608 (173 amino acids)
Cellular component (GO): membrane
Source: RefSeq, a predicted model, not a curated record